Messenger RNA from Hibiscus syriacus, 1221 nucleotides. RefSeq names its product WAT1-related protein At1g70260-like. The record is from RefSeq and is a predicted model, not a curated record. Gene Ontology annotation, cellular component: plasma membrane. The coding region runs from base 101 to 1210 and encodes 369 amino acids. Lineage: Eukaryota; Viridiplantae; Streptophyta; Magnoliopsida; Malvales; Malvaceae. Gene Ontology annotation, molecular function: transmembrane transporter activity. The transcript is spliced from 7 exons.
UCAUUACUAGCUGAUCUCUUCUUCUUCUUCUUCUUCCUUGUUGUUUAUUUGUUGAUUUACCGGCCAAACGCUAGAGACGGUUGAGCAGACUAGAGAGAGAAUGAGAGAAGUGGCACCGUUUACGGUGAUGGUUAUAAUGGAGGCUUGCACCAUAGCAUUGACGAUAUUGGCCAAAACGGCCUUAACAGGAGGGGUUAGCCCUUUUGUAUUUGUGGUGUAUACCAAUGCUAUUGGCUCAUUCUUGCUACUCCCUUUCUCUUUCCUUUAUCAUCGCAGGGAAAGUACACAACAGUCGCUCUUCACCUUCCCACUCCUCCUCCGUAUAUUUUUCCUGGGUUUAACAGGGAUUGCUAUAUCUCAGAACCUUGCAUUCCUUGGGCUAAGCUAUAGCUCACCAAUCGUUGUAUGCGCAACGGGGCUGCUGCUACCUUCUAUUUCCUUCUUGCUUUCCAUUAUUCUCAGGACGAUAAAGCUAGAUUGGAGAAGCUCAAGCAGCCAAGCCAAAAUAAUGGGAACUUUGAUAUCAAUCACGGGAUUCAUUUUUGUAGAACUAUACAGAGGCCCAUUCAUACGAACAUCACCAGUUUCCCUUUCCCGUCCGCUUCAAGCCAUACCUAAACUUCUUCUUUUCUACUCCACGCCAGAUCGUUGGGUUCUCGGCGGUAUUUUGCUCACGGCUGCUAACAUGUCAGUUUCAAUAUGGAAUACUAUUCAGGUAGAACAACAAAUUAAGAUCAAUGGGGACCGUCAACAUUAUCCACAAGUGAUGAAAGUGGCCUCUUUUUACAGCUUGGUUGGGACUAUCCAAUGUUUGCUGUUUUCUUUGUUUAUGGAGAGAGAUUUAGAUGCAUGGAAACUUAAACACAAGCGGGAUCUCCUUCUCAUUACUGUGACAGGAAUCUUCGGAAGUAUCAUCCGAAGCAACGUGCAUUUAGCGUGUACGAGAAUGAAGGGCCCUUUUUACGUGCCGAUGUUCAAGCCAUUCGGGAUACUCUUUGCAACAAUUUUCGGAACCAGUUUCUUUACAAACAGUCUCCAGUAUGGAAGUGUAAUAGGGACAAUAAUAGUUGGAACGGGAUAUUAUGCUCUGAUGUGGGGACAAAUCAGGGAAGCAGUACUUCGGAAAGAGCUCGACGUCGAAAAAGUGGAUGAUAUUUCAGACCUCAAAGCUCCUCUUUUGCAGGAGGAAGAAGAAGAUGCCCAAGUCUAGCAGCCUCUUCG